UUACUGAACCACGGAAUCUCCCACGAGCUAAUGAACCGGGUGGAGGCGGUAAACAAAGAGCAUUACCGGCGGUUCCGAGAACAGCGAUUCAAAGAAUUCGCGUCCAAAACCCUAGAUUCGGUGGAGAAGGUCGACCCGGAUAAUCUGGAUUGGGAGAGCACCUUCUUCCUCCGCCAUCUCCCCACCUCCAACAUCUCCCAAAUCCCCGAUCUGGAUGACGAUUGCCGGGCAACCAUGAAGGAAUUCGCGCGGGAGCUGGAGAAGCUCGCGGAGAGACUGCUGGAUCUGUUGUGCGAAGAUUUGGGGCUGGAGAAAGGGUAUUUGAAGAGGGUUUUUUGCGGGGGAUCGGAUGGGUUGCCGACGUUCGGGACGAAGGUGAGUAAUUAUCCGCCAUGUCCGAAGCCAGAUUUGAUAAAGGGAUUGAGAGCUCAUACGGAUGCGGGAGGGAUUAUACUGUUGUUUCAGGAUGAUAAGGUUAGCGGGCUUCAGUUGCUCAAGGAUGGGGAAUGGAUUGAUGUUCCUCCGCUGCGCUAUUCCAUUGUUGUCAAUAUUGGAGAUCAGCUGGAGGUGAUAACGAAUGGAAAAUACAAGAGUGUGUUGCAUAGGGUGGUGGCCCAAACCGAUGGAAACCGCAUGUCGAUCGCAUCGUUCUACAACCCUGGCAGCGACGCCGUGAUCUUUCCGGCGCCGGCGCUGGUGGAGAAAGAGGCGGAGGAGGAGGAGAAGAAAGAAAUUUAUCCAAAGUUUGUGUUCCAGGAUUACAUGAAUCUAUACAUUCGCAAGAAAUUUGAGGCGAAGGAGCCAAGAUUUGAGGCGAUGAAGAGUAUGGAGAUUGUUAUGAGCUCUCAGCCUAUACCCACUGCUUGAUUGAUUCAUUGGCUAUUGUUUGUGAAGAAUUUAGGGGAUAGGGUUUAAUUUAUGUGUUGGUGGUUUGUUUGAGUCUAGUGGUUUGAUGUGAAGACUUAUGUGAAUUGUUUGGGGUCUUAUAAUUUAUAUAUUUAUAUGUGUAGUUGUUCUGUAUGGAUAGUUGGCUAUUAAAUUUGUUCCUUGGGGUUUGGGUGUAAUGAAGUGUGAGUUAAUCUAGUCUUUCUUGUUCAUCC
Molecule: messenger RNA, 1100 nt
Organism: Phalaenopsis equestris
Lineage: Eukaryota; Viridiplantae; Streptophyta; Magnoliopsida; Asparagales; Orchidaceae
Product: 1-aminocyclopropane-1-carboxylate oxidase 2
Source: RefSeq, a predicted model, not a curated record